Messenger RNA from Aspergillus fijiensis CBS 313.89, 1532 nucleotides. Its product is annotated as phosphopantothenate--cysteine ligase CAB2. The transcript has 4 exons. Bases 333 to 1532 code for a protein of 399 amino acids. Gene Ontology annotation, cellular component: nucleus; cytoplasm. Gene Ontology annotation, molecular function: phosphopantothenate--cysteine ligase activity. Lineage: Eukaryota; Fungi; Ascomycota; Eurotiomycetes; Eurotiales; Aspergillaceae. Gene Ontology annotation, biological process: coenzyme A biosynthetic process. The record is from RefSeq and is a predicted model, not a curated record.
CGCCCUGUCAGAAUGUUGAGGCCCCGCCCUUUCGUUCAACUUCAACUCAACCAAGCAACGCCUUUACGGAUCAAUUUGUCAAUAGAAUAGCGCAUAUCCGCAUCCAUCCUCCCCACUCGUUCAACGUUCAACAUCGAUCGCCGACUCAAUCCUUGUCCCUUUGAAUUGGUUCUAUCUAGACGAGCGGUCAAUCGAGCCCGCUCAUCUCGCCCAUCGAUCCGUCGCUUCCCGCGCAUCACUUGCGACCCAUAAGGAGUCUGUUGGAAAAUAUUGGACCACGAGGCUCUAGGAUAUUGUCGGACGGAAGUCGAGGAAAUUCGCCGGAUCCCAAUAUGUCGUCCGCUCCGACCGCAGACAUGACCCCCGCGGAGGCUGAGUCCGUCUACUUCAACAACUACCCCCCUCCCAAAGCUCUUCCGAAGCACGAGGCCCUGGCGCGCGCCUUCGUGGACUUGCAUGUCCAAGCGGGCCGGCGACUGGUCCUCGUCACUUCCGGAGGCACCACCGUUCCUCUGGAGAAUCAAACCGUGCGCUUCAUCGACAACUUCAGUGCCGGCACUCGCGGUGCCGUGUCGGCGGAGUACUUCCUGCAACAGGGCUAUGCCGUCAUUUUCCUCCACCGUCAGUUCAGUCUGCUGCCAUACUCGAGACACUACAGCCACUCGACCAACUGCUUCCUCGAUUUUAUGGACGAUGACGAGUCCGACUCGGAAGACGGCCCGGUCGUGGUGUGCAAGGAAUACCAGGAUCAGAUGCGCGACGUGUUGCGCAAGUACAAAUACGCCAAACGAAACAACCUCCUCCUACUCCUCCCCUUCACCACCGUCUCCGAGUAUCUGUUCGAACUGCGGUCGCUGGCGCAGCUGAUGAAGCCCCUGGGGCCCCACGCCCUAUUCUACCUGGCGGCAGCGGUGAGCGACUUCUUCAUCCCCCGCGAUCGCAUGUCGGAGCACAAGAUUCAGUCGUCGGAGUUACCGAGCCACCUGAAAAGCAGCAGCCAGGGCGAAGAUUCGUUGGACAUAUACACCGGAGGACUGGAGCCGCAGCCGGUGCCGAACCGGAGCAAGAAACUGGUCAUCGACCUGGACCCGGUGCCCAAAUUCCUCCACCGGCUCGUGGACGGCUGGGCACCGGAUGGAAGCAUGGUGGUCUCCUUCAAGCUGGAGACGGACCCCAAUCUGCUGGUGUACAAGGCGAAAACCGCCCUGGAACGGUAUGCCCAUCACCUGGUGAUUGGCAACCUGCUGACGACGCGGAAAUGGGAGGUGGUGUUUGUCACGCCGGAGCCUCCGUAUGAGCGUUGGAUCCGAGUGCCCAAAUCGCGGCGCAGCAAGAGCAUUUCCGGUAGCGAAGACCAGGUCGGGUUGGCCGAGGCGGCCAAACAGCGGGCGGGCGAAGCCGCGCUGACGGGAGAAACCAUCCCCGAGGUGGUCACCACCGCGGAAGAGGGGGUCGAGAUCGAGAGUCUGAUCAUUCCUGAGCUGGUCAAGUUGCAUUCCAACAAGAUUGCCCAGUACGGUCGGUCGGCAUAA